AUGGGAUCUCGAACAAAAUUUAAAGUCGAUACCGAUAAAGAAACAAGACCGGAUAUUACAUCUGUUACAGUUGUACCGUCAGAAAAAAGUCUGGUGUCUCAAACAGGCUCAAAUUUUACUGGGUUGCCUAAACUUCGCGUGCUUCGUCAUCCCGUUGGGCCGACUGCACUGCAGACUUAUCCAGAUCCACUGCCGGGACCUACGGCGGAGCCCAAAAUCAAAAAUGACCAUUCCUCAAGAGGUUUUACAGGAAUUGGAAUGGUGGGAGCUUGCGGUUCGCAAAGCGACGCCAAUUCACAACCCUCCGAUAACAGACUUUUUAGUCACGGAUGCAGCCAGUUACGGCUGGGGAGCCAUAUUGAACAACACAACAAUGGCGGGAGUUUGGGAUCACCACCAAACAUCUUGGCACUCGAAUCGGAAAGAACUGCAUGCGAUUUACAAAGCACUAACACAACGAAAAAACCAUUUAAAAAAUCGAUCGUUGUUGAUACAAUCGGACAACCGAACAGCAUUAUCCUAUUUAAAAAACCAGGGGGGUACCAGGUCAGUGGCCCUUCUACAAGAGGCCCGAGACAUUCUACACUUGGCAAGUGUUUACAACAUUCAUCUCGUUCCACAAUACCUCCCAGGAUCCCUGAACGGUUCGGCGGACCGUCUGUCAAGAAACCGCCCACUACCCGAAUGGCACCUACUCCGUUGUGCGGCACAGCCUGUGUUUCGUGUAUUCGGUCAUCCACAAAUCGACCUAUUUGCCUCCAAGAAUGCACAUGUUGUAAACAGGUACUGCACGAUGGACUUCCUAGAUCAACAGGCGGAAUUUUGCAAUGCAUUCACCCAGGAGUGGAACUACCGCCUGGGCUGGAUAUUCCCACCACCUUAUCUGGUUCCCAAGAUCCUUAUCCACCUCAACAAGUGUCAAGGUCAGUACAUACUAAUAACUCCCAGAUGGGAAAGGACCUUUUGGAUGCCGGAUUUGAAGUCCCGAGUACUUCAAGGUCCAAUCCAAAUAGAGAAACUCAAGGAAACCCUAGUCGACACAGCCACGAUGAGGCCUCCCCCGAAGAUAGACAGUAUAAUUUUGGAGGCUUGGUUGGUACAGGCUGGGAAGAUCUCUUGAAAGGCUGGUCAGCAAAGGAGUUGGCUUCAUAAAUCUGUUAUUUCAACAUUUUGUGAACCUCAUUUAAAAUUUAAACUUAGUUCUGAAUUACUAGUGAAGCAGGUCUUAAAAUCAGUUGCUAUAAGUAAACCUAAGAUGGUUCAGUCUCCAAUAUGGGAUCCCUGUGAACUAGAACUUUGGUUAAAUCGUAAUCCUCCUUCUAAUAUCACUUUGUUUGAGGCAUCCAGACGGUGUGCAACUAUUCUAUUAUUGGCCUCAGGCCGUAGAGUGCAUGAUUUAACUUUAUUAUGUAUAAACGAAGAUAAUUUUAAUGAUAAUGGUGAUUAUAUUGUAUUUUGGCCCUUAUACGGCUCUAAAACUGAUAAACCUAAUUAUCAACAAUCUGGUUGGAAAAUUAUGAGAAACUUUGAUUCAGAGUCCUGUUGUCCUGUAUUUUGGAUAAGACAUGUUAUUAAUUUGAGUAAUGAAAAACGUGGUUCCCACAAACAUUUAUUUUUAACAACAAAUUCAGAAGUAAAACCUGCCUCCCGUACAGUCAUUGCUUCUUGGGUUAAAACUGUUUUUCGUGAUGCAAAUGUAAAAGCCACACCGGGGAGUACUAGGGCUGCUGUAGCUUCUCUAAAUUGGUUAAACAACUUACCCCUAGAUCAAAUUUUAUCGAAAGGUAACUGGCAGCAACCUAAUACAUUUCUAAAAUAUUAUAAAAAAGAAAUUAGAAGAACAAAUAACCUACCCAAGAAUCGAUUAUCCAAUUUAUUUAACCCUCUUUAGUUAGUUAAAUAUUAGUAAAGUAUUCUGAUUAAGUUCUGAAUAAAUCAAUCACUAUGUACAUAAGUUGUAAUAUGACUUUCUUAUUGAGGUACUUACUUAACUAUAAUAUUUCUGUAAUACUGAUACGAUUUGUAUUAUUAUUUGUUUAAAAUAGAUUUUUGUUAUUAAUUCUAUUUUAGCUCUUUCAUUCAUACCUAUACUUACCUGCUACCUGUUAGUAUACCUACCACCAGGCGAUAACAAACAGAUCUCAUCUUCUUCCCGGACGAGGCGAAGGGAGCAUAAUAGAACAAUUUUACCUCGCAAUAAAAUUGAUAUUAUGCUCCUGAAGCCUCGUCCGGGACUUUGAAGGCUGCCUGGUGAAGAUGAGCUCGCAAUGAGGGCGCGGCCGCCCAGCAACUAGUUUUAUACAACGCGCCGGCCGCCCGCCAUACCUGCCUGGGGUGACGUAUGUAUGCACAGAUAUUUCUAGGUAUAUCCGCACUGACUGACAGCUGUCAAAUCACAAAAGAGACUGAUAUCAUGAGGGAAACAGG
This is a messenger RNA of Plutella xylostella (diamondback moth), 2427 nucleotides long. NCBI's taxonomy places the organism in Eukaryota, Metazoa, Arthropoda, Insecta, Lepidoptera, Plutellidae. The record is from RefSeq and is a predicted model, not a curated record.